Mesorhabditis spiculigera is the source of this 4281-nucleotide messenger RNA. NCBI's taxonomy places the organism in Eukaryota, Metazoa, Nematoda, Chromadorea, Rhabditida, Rhabditidae. The record is from the annotation of a GenBank genome assembly.
AUGUCGUAUAUGAAAAACGAAUGUCGACGAAGGGGGAUUCGGUCUUCUGGGGUACUAUUUCUUACCUGGCUACUGUUUGCGCUCUUCGGAGCCCCGGAAUUCUACAACUGGCUGGUGAUCGGAAGUAGUCAAGAGCUGGUGGCACAAACCGAUUUCUUCCGAUAUCUAGCCUACCUUGUGUACUAUCCCUUGGUUUUGAUCCAGUUAUUCUUGAUGUGCUUCGCUGACCCACUGACAGUUUUUGAUGACGAGACGAAUAUGAAAAAUCCCUAUGAUACAGCUUCAUUCCUGAAUCGACAAUUUUUCUGGUGGUUUAGUCCUCUCGUUAGUCUUGGAGCGAAGAAACCCCUGGAGGUUGACGAUAUCUAUGACAUUGACGAAGAUUUGAAACCCGAUCAUUUGCAAGCGAUUUGGAAAGAGGAAUGGAAUGAUGAGAUGCGAAGAUAUCACCUCGCUGUCAGCACCUAUGAGGCUCAGAAAAAGUACGAUGCCGACUCCGAAAUGUUCAAUGAUGAUGAGAAAACAUCCCUACUUGGAUCUGCAUCCCGAGGUUAUGGCGGGGUCACAAAUGGCUCUGACAAGAAAUUAAAGAACAAAGGCGGACCAAAGUUACCAAAGAAACCCUCAAUUAUUUGGUGUCUAUGGAGAUUAUUCAAAUGGGAGAUGGUAGGGGCGACUAUGAUGAAGCUGGCCUCGGAUUUGCUACAAUUUUUGAACCCGGCCAUGCUAAAUUUACUCAUCACAUUCACUGAAAAUCCGUUGGCCCCAUGGUAUGAAGGUUUGAUCUAUGCACUAGGUCUUGGUGCAAGCAAUUUCAUUCGAUCACAGUUGAUGAAUCAAUACUUCACAAAUAUGUUCCGUAUUGGUGCACAGUUUCAAGGAGUACUUACUACCGCAGUUUAUGAAAAGACAAUGCGCCUCUCAAAUUCGGCAAGGCGUGAAAAGACAGUUGGAGAAAUUGUGAAUUUGAUGGCUAUCGAUGUGGAACGCUUCAAAACCAUUGCUCCGCAGAUUCAGCAGUAUUGGAGCAGCCCUCUUACUAUAAUCCUCUGUCUCAUCUACUUGGCCCAAGUUGUGGGAUGGUCAGCAAUUGCUGGGGUUAUCAUUAUGUUGCUCGUUAUCCCGGUUAAUCUCUAUGUUUCCGUGAAGUGUAAGAAUUGGCAAGUCGAACAGAUGAAGCUAAAGGAUCAGAGGAUAAAGAUGACGAAUGAAGUGUUGGGUGGUAUUAAGGUCGUAAAACUUUAUGCUUGGGAGCCAGCUAUGGAAAAGGCGAUUGACAAAAUUCGACAGAAGGAGAUCAACCUUGUCAAAAAGGCAUCUACACUCCGGAAUGCUUGUGAUAUCUUUAAUAUUUCACAACCUGUUUUUGUAGCCGCCGCCACUUUUGCCGUUUAUACCUUGAUCGAUCCGAAUAAUGUAUUGACUCCACAGAUAGCAUUUGUCUCCUUAACGCUCUUCAGUUCCUUGAGAGGACCAUUGAUGAUGGCCUCUGAUUUGAUUGCGCAGACUGUCCAGGCAAUCGUCUCCAAUCGGCGCCUACAAGAAUUCCUGAUCGCUGAGGAGCUCUUUUAUGAGCGUUCUAUCCAAGCAGAGCAAGCCACAUGGUCAUGGGAUAAGAAAAUGCCACCGACUUUGAAGGAUAUCGAUAUGGAAAUCACUUCCGGAAAGCUUAUAGCUGUCGUCGGUAGAGUUGGAACUGGUAAAAGCAGUCUCCUUUCUGGAAUUCUUGGCGAAAUGGAAAAGCUUCGUGGUUACAUCGGUGUACGUGGCACCGUGGCAUAUAUUUCACAACAACCCUGGAUCCAGAACAUCAGCUUAAAAGAGAAUAUUCUCAUGGGUCGGGCAAUGAAUCCAUUGAUAUACGAGACAGUUCUGGAGGCUUGUGCCCUGAAGUCAGAUCUGGAGCUUUUACCUGCUGGAGAUGAGACGGAGAUUGGAGAGAAGGGCAUUAACCUAUCUGGCGGCCAAAAAGCUAGAGUGGCCUUGGCUCGAGCUGUCUAUCAAGAUCGCGAUAUAAUUUUGCUUGAUGAUCCCUUGAGCGCAGUUGAUGCUCAUGUUGCGAAGCAACUUUUUGAUGAAGUCCUGGGCCCGAAUGGCCUAUUAAAAGACAAAACUCGCAUUUUGGUAACGCAUGGAAUUGCUUUCUUGAAAGAAGCGGAUUUGAUUGCCGUGGUUAAAGACAACACAAUCUCUCACAUCGACACCUAUGCAAACCUUAUUACAAAUCCCGAAACGGAGCAAUACAUCAAAGAAGUGGAGAUGCAGAAGAAGGCAGAGGAGGAAGGAGAAAUAGACGAAGAUGAGGAAAGUGAGAUCGAGGAUAGUGAUGAUACCAGCAUGGAAACGAAAGAGCCAAGCGAUGAAUUGACAGAAUUGGCAAAGCCACCAGGCUUUGAUCGUUCCAUUUCAAGAGCGUCCGCUUCUACAAGGCUAUCAAAGAAAUCCAGGAGAAGCUCAGCGAAAAGAUCCCUAGCUUCGGUGCGCGUUAAGCCAGUCGGGCUGAACCAAUUAAUUGGAAAGGAGAAAGUGGAGACCGGAAGGGUAAAACCAAAAGUGUAUAUGGAUUAUUUCAAAGCAAUGGGUUGGACGACACACAUAUUGCCUAUGAUUGUGUUUGCCAUCUUAUGGUCCGCUUCUGCAAUGAUACGGAGUCUUUGGCUGACUGCAUGGUCUGAUGAAAAUGUGCCAACUAACCCGAACCCACCAGCGCCACUCGGCUUGAGAAUCGGUGUAUAUGCUGGGAUCGGGUUAUGCGAAGUGAUAUUCCUGUUUUUGUCGUUUUAUUUCUUGCUUGUUGGAGGAAUUCGGGCCUCGCUCCAACUUCACGCACCGUUAUUGCAUAAUAUACUUCGAAGUCCGUUAUCCUUCUUUGAUGUUACCCCGUUGGGUCGUAUCUUGAAUCGGCUUGGGAAGGAUAUGGAAGUUAUUGAUUUACGUCUCCCUGGAAACUUCCGAUUUUUGGUGGUUUCUGUUAUUAAUGUGCUACAAGUUAUUAUUCUCAUCACCAUUGCCCUGCCACUUUUCCUUCUCAUUGCCAUUCCCGUAUUUGCUAUUUAUUUCUUGUUGUUGCGUUACAUUAUCAAUUGCUCCCGGCAGCUGCAACGAUUGGCUUCUAUUACACGGUCCCCAAUCUAUUCCCAUUUUGGUGAAUCGAUCCAAGGCGCAAGCACGAUCCGCGCAUUUGGCUGGACGCCUAGUUUUGUUGAAAUGAGCAAACAAAAGCUAGAAGUAUUUAUCAAGUGCAGUUACUACGCAAUGAUUUCCCUACGAUGGUUCUCAGUUAGACUUGAAAUGUUGGGAAAUGUGAUUAUUCUUGGUGCCGCGAUCUUGGCGAUUGUGGCUAAGAACUGGGGUGCAACCACGGCUGGAAUGAGUGGAUUGGCGAUUUCGUAUAGUUUAUCGAUCACAUUUAUGAUGAGCAUGUUUGUGCGUCAAAUUAGUGAAUGUGAAACGAACGUGGUGUCUGUUGAAAGAAUUAAAGAAUAUUCGGAAACACCCACGGAGGCUGAAUGGGACGGAAUCCAAGCUCUACCCCGUGCAUGGCCUGACCGAGGCGAGAUCCAGCUCAAGAAAGUUCGUGCCAGAUACCGCCCAGGCUUGGAGUUGGUCCUCAGGGACCUCUCCGCUAACAUCGUGCAAGGGGAAAAGGUUGGAAUUGUCGGCCGAACCGGCGCUGGCAAGAGCUCGAUGGCUCUCGUACUUUUCCGUAUUGUUGAGCCGUGUGGAGGCCAGAUUAUUCUUGACGGCGUUGAUGUCCAAAAGAUCGGGCUCCACGAUUUGAGAAAGAACAUUACGAUUAUUCCACAGGAUCCGGUUCUGUUCUCUGGCACCCUUCGUUUCAACAUCGACCCAACGGAAGUGCAUUCCGAUGCUGAACUCUGGACGGCACUAGAACAUGCUCAUCUUAAAGAGUUUGUCGAUACAUUGCCUGCAAAAUUAGAGCAUCCUAUCGAUGAGGGCGGUGAAAAUAUCAGUGUUGGACAACGGCAACUUGUGUGCUUGACUCGUGCUCUGCUUCGUAAAUCUAAAGUAUUGGUGCUAGAUGAAGCUACAGCAGCAGUUGAUAGCCAUACAGAUGCAUUGAUUCAGACAACAAUUCGACGCGAAUUUGCCGCCUCCACGAUCAUUACUAUUGCCCAUCGUUUGAAUACAAUCAUGGACUACGACAAGAUUAUGGUGAUGAAAGCGGGAGAAGUGGCCGAAAUGGGAUCACCCCAAUUGCUGCUCCAGGACAAAGAAUCGAUGUUCUAUGGAAUGGCUGCCAGCGCGGGACUUGUAGAA